Messenger RNA from Coffea eugenioides, 868 nucleotides. Its product is annotated as peptidyl-prolyl cis-trans isomerase CYP18-1. The transcript has 5 exons. The coding region runs from base 172 to 654 and encodes 160 amino acids. NCBI's taxonomy places the organism in Eukaryota, Viridiplantae, Streptophyta, Magnoliopsida, Gentianales, Rubiaceae. Gene Ontology annotation, cellular component: catalytic step 2 spliceosome. Gene Ontology annotation, biological process: protein folding; protein peptidyl-prolyl isomerization. The record is from RefSeq and is a predicted model, not a curated record. Gene Ontology annotation, molecular function: peptidyl-prolyl cis-trans isomerase activity.
AAUUUGUUACCCGCAAACCACUUCUCUUUCCUUUUUGUUAGUUUAUGACCAAAGGAGCUUUAUAUCCGUCGCAUGGUUUUGGAUUAUUAAUAGUUUCAUUUCUAGGAUUCGGACAAGCAAGCGAAAGUCACCAACCAAUCCAAUCGUCUGGUUCUAGUCUUGCUUAAUAACAUGUCAGUGACGCUUCAUACGAAUCUCGGGGACAUCAAGUGUGAAAUCUUCUGUGAUGAGGUUCCUAAAGCUGCCGAGAAUUUUAUGGCGCUAUGUGCUAGUGGCUAUUAUGAUGGAACCAUAUUUCACAGAAAUAUAAAGGGGUUCAUGAUCCAAGGUGGUGAUCCAACUGGUACAGGCAAAGGUGGGACAAGCAUUUGGGGUAAAAAGUUCAAUGAUGAGAUAAGAGAGUCUCUCAAGCACAAUGCUAGAGGAAUACUAUCAAUGGCUAACAGUGGGGCUAAUACUAAUGGAAGCCAAUUCUUUAUAACUUAUACAAAGCAACCUCAUCUCAAUGGGCUUUAUACUAUCUUUGGGAAAGUGAUCCAUGGGUUUGAAGUCCUUGAUAUAAUGGAAAAGACACCAACAGGACCAGGAGACCGACCUCUGGCAGAGAUUCGGAUGAAUCGAGUGACCAUACAUGCCAACCCACUUGCUGGCUGAUACUAUCUUAAGAUCAUCAUUUUGGUGUGAGCUUAACUGCUAUCGGGUCUCAUUAGAUUUAUGUGUCCAUAAUGGAGGUGAAAACUGAUUAUUGAUGAUCAGAGGGAGAGAGAGGUCUCUGGUUUGAAUUUGUUAAUCUGAACUCCGCAGAAUCAUUUCUAAUGUAAAUUUUCUAUCUGAAACGAAACUUUGGAUCUAAACAGUUUUGUGGCUC